Molecule: messenger RNA, 897 nt
Organism: Necator americanus (New World hookworm)
Lineage: Eukaryota; Metazoa; Nematoda; Chromadorea; Rhabditida; Ancylostomatidae
Exons: 10
Coding region: 1-897 (298 amino acids)
Biological process (GO): regulation of transcription by RNA polymerase II
Cellular component (GO): histone deacetylase complex
Molecular function (GO): transcription corepressor activity; protein binding
Source: RefSeq, a predicted model, not a curated record
AUGCUUCGUCGUUGCCUCGUUCUCGUCUCUGCUUCGCACCCUCCUACAUCGACCACUUUAUUGGGUCCUGAAAAGAAUUGGAUCGCUGUCAACAUUGACAAGUACUUCUCUGUUUAUGUGAUCGGACCCAGACAUUUCGCCGUGACGAUGUCAUUCACAAGCAAUGAGCUCAACUAUCUUGUUUGGAGAUAUCUGCAUGAAUCUGGUUUCGAACACACUGCAUUCGUGUUCGGUCACGAGUCGGAAUUGAACGGCUCAGCUAUUGUGUCGUCAGAAGUUCCUUCCGGAUCGCUAGUCAGCAUUGUUCAAAGAGGUCUUUAUUAUAUUGAUGCAGAGGUGAAGGCUUAUAAUAAUGAACUACCUCGUGAAGGUGAAGAUGAUGCUGAGUGCAAGAUGUCCCUCAUUGACGGAGGAGAUUGUAUGUACGAGAUUUCCCAGCAACGUCCUCAGUACCAACUUUGUCCUUUCUGUGGCUCACAGAUUGAAGAGGCUGCUUACCUAAAUCACAUCGUUCGUGAUCCUUCGGAAUCGCCAGUUGUGCAGCCCCCAUCGCCUUCGGAUGCUGGACAUUCGGAUGUUGCUGCUUCCAUGUCCCCGGUAGCUGCAAAUACAGACAAUUCGUUGGUUCCACAAAGCGGUGAGAAUGUGACCGGAGUUGAUGGCUUGGCACCGUCGUACGGUAGUGAAAUGACCGCAGAGGUAUUCCGCGACUACAUUAUUAGCAGAAUGGCACGAAGCGGACCAUUAGAAGCUCUUCCAAGCUUCAAUCCACCUGUGUUUUCGGUUCCACAAUAUAAUUCUGAGCAGAGAAAAAAUGGUGAGAGACCAUAUCAGUAUGUCGACAACACUGCCGUUCUGCAGUACCCUCAACAGGGGCAGCAGCCAAGAAACUGGUGA